Lingula anatina is the source of this 2191-nucleotide messenger RNA. Its product is annotated as adenylosuccinate lyase. NCBI's taxonomy places the organism in Eukaryota, Metazoa, Brachiopoda, Lingulata, Lingulida, Lingulidae. Gene Ontology annotation, biological process: 'de novo' AMP biosynthetic process. The record is from RefSeq and is a predicted model, not a curated record. Gene Ontology annotation, cellular component: cytosol. Gene Ontology annotation, molecular function: (S)-2-(5-amino-1-(5-phospho-D-ribosyl)imidazole-4-carboxamido) succinate lyase (fumarate-forming) activity; N6-(1,2-dicarboxyethyl)AMP AMP-lyase (fumarate-forming) activity.
GCCAUGACAGUUUAAGUGGUUUGGUGGGGGUAUUGUUUAUUUAAUGUUUUGUUAACUGUGUAAUUUACGGCGUCAAAUUAAAGAUGUUUAGAAGUCACAAGAACAUUAAUUGUCAUAAUAAUUGCUUAUGUGGUUUUCUCAUGCAAAUACAAACUGGGCAUCAAAUAAAUAUAAAAUAAAGAAAACAGGUAGCGAAAUCGAGGCCUAUUGAUGGAGAAAACUCAUAACAUAAAAUACCGAAAGGUGUCAGGCCUUAACAAGAAGGGAAAAGACGUAAGUGAAAAGCAUGGCUAAUGAAUCGCCGGGCACAAAUUCAGAGCAUCAUGGCAAGUACAGAUCACCGUUGGUGUCAAGAUAUGCAAGUCCUGAAAUGGCAUAUAACUUCAGUGAUAUGAAAAAAUUUACCACUUGGAGAAAACUAUGGCUCUAUUUGGCCAAAGCAGAGCAGGUGUUGGGCCUUGAAAUCACUGAUGAACAAAUCAAGGAGAUGGAAAGCAAUAUUGAUAAUAUUGACUUUGAAAGAGCGGCUCAAGAAGAGAAGAAACGUCGUCAUGAUGUCAUGGCCCAUGUGCAUACAUUUGCAGCAUGCUGUCCUCUUGCUGCACCUAUUAUUCACCUUGGAGCUACCUCAGCAUAUGUAGGGGAUAACACAGAUCUUGUGGUUCUAAGAGAAGGCUUUGAUAUACUCUUACCAAAGGUAGCACGCUGCAUUCAAAGACUUGCAGAUUUUGCAAGGCAGCACAGAGAACUACCAUGUCUUGGUUUCACACAUAUGCAACCAGCCCAGCUCACCACUGUGGGCAAGAGGGCAUGUCUAUGGAUACAGGACCUGUUAAUGGACUUGCGCAACUUGCAAAGGGCCAGAGAUGACCUACGCUUUAGAGGGGUUAAAGGAACCACAGGCACUCAGGCCAGUUUUCUCUCUUUGUUUGAAGGAAAUCCUGAUAAGAUUGACCUAUUAGAUAAUCUGGUGACAGAAAUGGCUGGGUUUAAAAGAUCUUAUAUUAUAUGUGGUCAGACAUACACUAGAAAAGUUGACAUUGACACCCUCAGUCCAUUGGCCAGUCUUGGUGCCUCUAUCCAUAAGAUUUGUACAGAUAUUAGACUGUUGGCAAGUAUGAAAGAAGUGGAAGAGCCUUUUGAAAAAGACCAGAUAGGCUCCAGUGCUAUGCCUUACAAGCGUAACCCUAUGAGAAGUGAAAGAUGUUGUUCCUUGGCUAGACAUUUGAUGACUUUAAUCCAAAAUGUUCUCAUGACACACUCAGUGCAGUGGAUGGAGAGGACACUGGAUGACAGUGCAAAUAGACGCGUGACUUUAGCAGAGGCUUUUUUGACUGCUGACAUUGUACUUAGUACUUUGCAGAACAUAACAGAAGGCCUGGUGGUUUAUCCCAAGGUUAUUGAACGCCAUGUAAAACAAGAGCUUCCAUUUAUGGCCACAGAGAACAUAAUCAUGGCAAUGGUCAAGGCUGGACAGGACAGACAGGUUUGCCACGAACAAAUCAGAGUGCUGUCACAAGAAGCUGGCGCUGUUGUAAAGGAGCAGGGAGGAGAUAAUGAUCUCAUGGAAAGAAUCCGAGCCUCAGUUUAUUUUGCUCCCAUCCAUGAUCAGUUGGACAGUUUACUAGAUCCAAGCACAUUCACUGGAAGAGCACCAACUCAGGUAUUAAGGUUCCUGGAGGAGGAGGUAGCACCAGCCCUUAAGCCUUAUGGCAGUGAACUUGGGGGAACAGUAGAACUCAACCUUUGACAAAAGUUUUCAGCUUUAUGGGUCUUAGAAUUCCACUACAAUAUUAUUGAAUUUUGUAUUAAAUUCUUUUAUCCUAGAAUACAUCAAAUUGAAAAUCAGACUAACUUUAAUGUGUCAUUAAACAAUAAAAGACAAUAUCAAGAAAUAUGUUAACUAUUGGAUAUUUGAAUAAAUAUUGAUUGUGAAGUAUCUUUUAGAAAAUACUGCUAAAUUUUCCUCUGGGAAACACCACUAUUUAGUUUGCUAUAUUAGUAACUUUUAUCAUUUGUGUGUAAUCUCAAGCAGUGAAUAAAUAAGAAAAAUAAAAAAAAUGGGUUUUUGUUUUCAAACUGAAUAUAUUUAUUUACCAUAAGAAUAGAAGUCUGAUUGCUUCAUUAUGAUGGUAUAAAUUGGACUUCAGUUGACAAAAAUCUGAUUGAAAAUAAUGUUUAGGCAGAAUGG